AAAGGGGAGGAUGAGUUCGGGGAGAAAGGGGAGGAUGAGUUGGGCGGCGUCGACGCCAUCGUGGUGGCCGUGGGGGUGGACGAGGAGAUCGUCUACGCCAAAUCCACAGCGCUGCAGACCUGGCUGUUUGGCUACGAGCUCACCGACACGCUCACCGACACGGUGAUGCUGUUCUGCGAGGAGCGCGCCCUGUUCCUGGCCAGCCGCAAGAAGGUCGAGUUCCUCAAGCAGGUGGCGCAGGGCAAGGGCGGCGAGGGCGCCUCCAAUGGGCUCCCGGCCGUCACCCUGCUUGUCCGGGAAAAGAACGAGAGCAACAAGGCCAACUUUGAGAAGCUUCUGGAAGCGCUGCGGGGCAGCCGGGGCGGGCGGCGCCUCGGGGUCUUCGCCAAGGACAUUCCCGGAGAGUUCAUGAAGAGCUGGAACGACGCCCUCAGCAAGGAGGGCUUCGAGAAGGUGGACGUGAGCGCGGCGGUGGCGCUGGCCAUGGCGGCCAAGGAGGAGCAGGAGCUGGCGCUGAUGCGCAAGGCGGCCGCCAUCACCUCCGAGCUCUUCACCAAAUUCUUCAAGGAGCGCGUGAUGGAGAUCGUGGACGCCGACGAGAAAGUGCGGCACAGCAAAUUGGCCGAGGCGGUGGAAAAAGCCAUCGAGGAGAAGAAAUUCCUGGCUGGGGCCGACCCCUCGGCCGUGGAGAUGUGCUACCCUCCCAUCAUCCAGAGCGGGGGCAACUACAACCUCAAAUUCAGCGUCGUCAGCGACAAGUCCCACAUGCACUUUGGGGCCAUCACCUGCUCCAUGGGCAUCCGCUACAAGUCCUACUGCUCCAACCUGGUGCGGACGCUCAUGGUGGACCCGUCCCAGGACAUGCAGGACCACUACAGCUUCCUACUGACCCUUCAGGAUGUGCUCCUGAGGGAGCUGAGACACGGCGCCCGCCUCUGCGACGUCUACGCCGCCGUCAUGGACGUGGUCAAGAAGCAGCGCCCGGAGCUCCUGGGCAAAAUCACCAAAAACUUGGGGUUCGCCAUGGGCAUCGAGUUCCGCGAGGGCUCCCUGGUCAUCAACAGCAAGAACCAGCAGCGCCUGCGGAAAGGGAUGGUGUUCAGCGUCAACGUGGGGCUCUCGGAGCUGCCCAACCGCGAGGCCAAGCGCCCCGAGGAGCGGAGCUACGCCCUCUUCCUGGGGGACACCGUCAUGGUGGACGAGGACGGCCCGGCCGUGGUGCUGACGUCGGUCAAGAAGAAGGUGAAGAACGUUGUCUUCCUCAAGAACGAGGACGAGGACGAGGAGGAGCCGGACAAGGACGCGGCCGAGGAUUUGCUGGGGAGGAGCUCCCGGGCCGCCCUCCUGACCGAGAGGACACGGAACGAGCUGACGGCGGAGGAGAAGCGCCGCGCGCACCAGAAGGAAUUGGCCACGCAGCUGAACGAGGACGCGCGGCGGCGCCUGACCGAGCAGAGGGGAGAGCAGCAGACACAGAAGGCCCGUAAAUCCAACGUCUCCUACAAGAGCGCGGCGCUGCUGCCCAAGGAGCCGCACGUGCGCGAGAUGAAAAUCUACAUCGACAAGAAGUACGAGAGCGUCAUCAUGCCCGUGUUCGGCAUCGCCACCCCCUUCCACAUCGCCACCAUCAAGAACAUCAGCAUGUCGGUGGAGGGCGACUACACCUACCUGCGCAUCAACUUCUUCUGCCCGGGCAGCGCCCUGGGCCGCAACGAGGGCAACAUCUUCCCCAACCCCGAGGCCACCUUCGUCAAGGAGAUAACGUACCGCGCGUCCAACCUGAAGCCGCCGGGCGAGCAGACGGUGCCGGCGUCCAACCUGCAGAACGCCUUCCGCAUCAUCAAGGAGGUGCAGAAGCGCUACAAGACCCGCGAGGCCGAGGAGAAGGAGAAGGAGGGCAUCGUCAAGCAGGACUCCCUGGUCAUCAACCUCAACCGCAGCAACCCCAAGCUCAAGGACCUCUACAUCCGGCCCAACAUCGCCCAGAAGCGCAUGCAGGGCGCCCUGGAGGCCCCACGUCAACGGUUCCUCAAGGUUCUUCUGGGGUUCCUCAAGGGGUUUUUGAGGUUCCUCAAGGGUUUUUUGGGGCUCUUUGGUGCCCCCAUCCGGCCCAACAUCGCCCAGAAGCGCAUGCAGGGCGCCCUGGAGGCCCACGUCAACG
Agelaius phoeniceus (red-winged blackbird) is the source of this 2161-nucleotide messenger RNA. NCBI's taxonomy places the organism in Eukaryota, Metazoa, Chordata, Aves, Passeriformes, Icteridae. The record is from RefSeq and is a predicted model, not a curated record.